UUUCUUAUUAUCAUUAGCCUUUUAAUUAUAAUAAUUAAGAAGCUAGUAAUAAGUAGUGGUUGAGACCACCACUACCUGUCCCUUGUUACCUUUCGUAGCCAAUCCCGCGGUUUCACCCUCUCUCCUCUUUUCGUCUCUCGGAGCUUCUCAGUUAUUUCCGGUUGGAUCUCCUACUCUGCUAUUAUUUUGGCUGAAUUGAAGUGCUGAUUUCCUGCUAGAAAUCGUUGGCCCCCUCCCUAAAGUCGUUGUCAAAGAUCCGAUCUUGUCCGAUCUAGGUUUUUCACCAUGGAUCGAUACCCUAGCUUCAUAAAGAUCCGAUCUUCUUCCAUUUUGUGAACUUUUAGCUUGCUAAAUUCUUCUUCUUCUCCGUGUAGUUCUCAGUAAAAACCCUGAUCUUAGCUCACAAAGUUUCGGGUUUUCUAAAAGACUUGAUUUUUCGUCAUGAGGAGAAAUCGAGCUUUACCUCCCAUCCUUCUCUGUGCUGUCUUCUUCUUCUUGUUGGCCGUCGGCAAGAUCUCGGCGGCCGACAGCAGCAACAGCACCUACCAACCCCGGGACAAGAUCCUCCUCAACUGCGGUUUCUCCGGGACAGCCAACGACACCGACGGCCGCACCUGGACUGGCGACGCCGCCUCCAAGUAUGCCCCCUCCAUGAACGGCGCCGCCGUCACCGCCACCUCCCAGGACUCCUCGGUCCCGCAAGUCCCCUACUUGAGUGGCCGGGUCUUCACCUCCCCUUACACCUACACCUUCCCCCUCGGUGCUGGCCGGAAAUUCAUUCGCCUUUACUUCUACCCUUCCAACUACUCCACCCACGCCGCCUCCGAUGCCUUCUUUACCGUCACCGCGGAUUCCUACACCCUCCUCCAAAACUUCAGCGCCUACCUCACCGCCGGUGCCCUUAACUACGCCUACCUCGUCCGCGAAUUCUCCGUCAACGUCUCCUCCAGUGGCCUCAAGCUCACCUUCACCCCUUCUACCGAUCACCACAAUUCUUAUGCCUUUGUUAAUGGUAUCGAGAUUGUCUCGAUCCCUGAUGACAUCUUUACCCCCGUCAAUGCAUUGCUUGUUGGAACCAACACAGAUUACACCAUCGAUCAGGAUGGUGCUUUCGAGACCGUCUACAGGCUGAAUGUGGGUGGGCAAGCCAUUUCUCCCACCCAAGAUUCUGGCUUGUUUCGCUCCUGGGCUGAUGACACACCAUACAUAUAUGGCGCUGCAUUUGGGGUCACCUACUCCAAUGACCCCAAUGUUUCAAUUAAGUAUCCGGCCACCAUUCCGGAAUAUAUCGCGCCGCCGGAUGUGUACUCGACGGCACGGUCGAUGGGGCCCGAUCCACGCAUCAAUCUGAACUAUAAUCUCACGUGGAUCCUUCCAGUGGAUGCUGCGUUUUACCACCUUGUGAGGCUUCAUUUCUGUGAGAUCCAGUACCCCAUCACCAAGCCGAACCAGAGGGUCUUCGAUAUCUAUCUCAGUAACCUGACUGCCCAACAGGGCGCCGAUGUGAUUGCUUGGAGCGGUGGAAUUGGCAUCCCAGCGUAUGAGGACUAUGUGCUGCUACCUCCAGGAACUGGCUCGAUGGAUUUGUGGGUUGCACUCCAUCCUGAUAUUGGAGCCAAGCCAGAGUACUAUGAUGCUAUCUUGAAUGGGAUGGAAGUCUUUAAGCUGCAGAACCCUAAUGGAAGUCUUGCUGGACCCAAUCCGGCUCCACUGCCGGAGCCAGAUGUGGAUAUUAAUAAGGCUCUCCAUCACAAGACCGGCAAGUCCACGAGCAAAUCCAUUCCGGCGAUUGCCGGCGGGGUGAUCGGUGGGUUUGUGCUCCUGUUGGCUGCCUGUUUCUGCUUGUUUAGGAUGUGCAAGCAAAAGAAGAAGAAGAAGAGGGGGAAGGAUGCAGGCACCAGCGAUGGGCCUUCGGGUUGGCUGCCGCUCUCCCUCUAUGGCAACUCGCACUCAGCAGCAUCAGCCAAGACGAACACAACCGGAAGCUAUGCCUCGUCGCUCCCAUCCAACCUCUGCCGCCACUUCUCGUUUGCAGAGAUCGAGGCGGCCACCAAUGGAUUCGAUGAAGCCCUCCUCCUCGGUGUCGGUGGUUUCGGAAAAGUCUACCGUGGGGAAGUGGAUGGCGGUUCCACCAAGGUCGCCAUAAAGCGUGGGAACCCAAUGUCGGAGCAAGGCGUCCAUGAAUUCCAGACCGAGAUCGAGAUGCUGUCCAAGCUCCGCCACCGCCAUCUCGUCUCCUUGAUCGGUUACUGCGAGGAGAACUGCGAGAUGAUUCUGGUGUAUGACUACAUGGCCCAUGGAACACUGCGCGAGCAUCUCUACAAGACCCCGAAGCCACCCCUCCCUUGGAAGCAGCGGCUGGAGAUCUGCAUUGGUGCUGCUCGCGGGCUUCACUACCUCCACACUGGUGCCAAGCAUACCAUCAUCCACCGAGAUGUGAAGACCACCAACAUUCUGUUGGAUGAGAAAUGGGUUGCAAAGGUUUCGGAUUUCGGCCUUUCGAAGACCGGUCCUACUCUCGAUCACACCCAUGUGAGCACGGUGGUGAAGGGCAGCUUCGGCUAUCUCGACCCGGAGUACUUCAGGCGGCAGCAACUUACCGAGAAAUCCGAUGUAUACUCUUUUGGGGUUGUGUUGUUUGAGGUCCUCUGUGCUCGGCCACCUCUCAACUCGACCCUUCCAAAGGAACAAGUGAGCCUGGCCGAGUGGGCACUGCACUGCCAGAAGAAGGGCAUUCUUGAUCAGAUCAUCGAUCCCUAUCUCAGGGGUAGGAUUGCCCCACAGUGCUUCAAGAAGUUCGCAGAGACGGCCGAGAAGUGCGUGGCCGACCAGGGAAUCGAGCGGCCAUCCAUGGGCGAUGUCCUCUGGAACCUCGAGUUUGCACUCCAGCUGCAAGAGAGUGCGGAGGAAAGCGGCUGUCUCAUCGACGGUGCGACGUCGGAGGAGGGCACGCCGCUGAUGAUCCUGCGCAAGAAAGACCCGAGUAGUGAUCCAUUGGUGGAAUCAAGCACAACAACAACCACAACCACCUCAAUGAGCAUCGGAGGGCGGAGCCUCGCAAGUGAUGACACCGAUGGACUGACACCAAGUGCUGUGUUCUCGCAGAUCAUGAACCCCAAAGGGCGGUGAGAUCUGAUGGUGUGGUGAGGAAAGAUGAAUGCCACUACAAUUUAUCUUGACACGGAAAGUAGCUCUCUUAUUUUCCCUACGUAAUUCAGUAAUAUUUCCUGAGUUGUGUUGUAAUUUAUGAGACCUUGAGAUCUCCUAAAUUCAAUCUGAUAUAUGACUUGUAUUGAUACUUCUAAGAAUGUUUUCGUUGUCAGUUUCUACGAUGGAUAUGAUUAUUUUCAGAAUAAGAGUAGGUGUUGGCAACCCCAA
Molecule: messenger RNA, 3378 nt
Organism: Elaeis guineensis (African oil palm)
Lineage: Eukaryota; Viridiplantae; Streptophyta; Magnoliopsida; Arecales; Arecaceae
Product: receptor-like protein kinase FERONIA
Biological process (GO): protein phosphorylation
Molecular function (GO): ATP binding; transmembrane receptor protein tyrosine kinase activity
Source: RefSeq, a predicted model, not a curated record